CUGCUCCUCCUCCUCCUCCUCCUCAUCAUCAUCAUCAUCAUCAUCAUCUCACUGGGGCGCAUCUGCAGGCUGCAUGAGCAGAGCGAUAUGAGUUUACACGGAUACACUGAAACUUAGCUUUUCUCCUCCGCUCACUGGAUAUCCUUCAAAUUGAAAUGAAGGAUAUCUAAGUGAGAGACAAGUGACAACCCCGGGCUCAUUUGAAAUAUUUGCUUUGUCACAUUCAGUCUCCUUUAGUUGAGUUCAUAAUGGGAUUACGCAUAUUUGGCACGCCGUUUUACGCAUAUGCGUGCGUCUAUUUAUUUGUUUUCAUCCUGCAAGCUGCCCAGUCUCAGAGAAAUCCGGGGACACAAGAAGAAAAUAAUCAAAGAGCGGCUCUGCGGAGUACACUACAGUGGUCCCACAACGGCAAGAUUUUUAGCAUUUUCAGCCAGGGUUCGGAGUAUCAGCGGCCGAGGCGGAGGGGCGCACCUCGGGAGCAAGUGCAGGCGCGAACAGUCACCAUCAUCCGAGAUGCGGACGUAAGACAUCCGGACACCCAGAACCAGUCGGUGGUCCAGCAGCAGCAGCAUCAACAACAACAACAGCAACAGUCUCCCCGGCCGGUGUCCAAUCCGCACGGCCAACGCGGACUACCGCCUCCGCUCCAGAGGCUCCUAAGAGGGGACCAGCGCCGCGAGCAUCACAGCGACCGGCCCGGUGAGCGCCCGGGGACACAGAGGAGCAGCAGAGCCAAUGAAACCCAGGAGCAGAAGCUCACAGUCAGCCCAUCUCUGGUCAGGAGAGAUGAUGUGAUGGUCGGUGACGAUCCCUACGACCCUUACAAGUCCAUCGAUGGCGAUAAUCCAUAUUACAAUUACUAUGACGUUUACGAGAGACCCAGGCCGAGAUCGAGACCCGGAUAUGGCACAAGUUACCACCAGUACGGUCUUCCUGAUCUUGUACCUGACCCAUACUACAUUCAAGCCUCUGCUUAUGCCCAGAGAGUCCCGAUGUAUAACCUGAGAUGUGCAGCUGAGGAAAACUGUUUGUCAAGCUCAGCCUACAGAUCCAGUGUUAGAGACUAUGACACCCGUAUGCUGCUGAGGUUCCCUCAGAGAGUCAAGAAUCAGGGGACAGCCGACUUCCUCCCCAGCAGGCCACGCUACUCCUGGGAGUGGCACAGCUGUCACCAGCACUACCACAGCAUGGAUGAGUUCAGCCACUACGACCUGCUGGAUGCCACCACUCAAAGGUCGGUGGCUGAGGGCCACAAGGCCAGCUUCUGCUUGGAGGACACUUCUUGUGACUAUGGAUACUACAGGCGGUAUGCCUGCACCUCACAUACCCAGGGCCUGAGCCCAGGAUGUUAUGAUACCUACAACGCAGACAUCGACUGCCAGUGGAUUGACAUCACAGAUGUGAAACCUGGAAACUAUAUCCUCAAGAUUAGUGUAAAUCCGUACUAUCAGGUCCCAGAAACAGACUUCAGCAACAACCAUGUGCGCUGUGAUGUUCGCUACACUGGCAACUAUGCCUACGUGUCAGGUUGCCACAUGUCAUCGUAUUAAGAGAUGACGGUCAUUCACAGCCGUUCAGCUGUAAAUGGCAAUGAAGAGGACUGCAUAUGAAAACAUAAAAGGCAACAUAAAAUAAAAGUUGUAAGACUUGCAUUCAUUUUAUAAUUUAAAAUACUAUCACUUUAGUAGGAAUCAUCUGACGUCAUACUGCCAGAUAAUGUUGAAUUCUUCUUUGCUUGUGUGAGUAGUUUUUUCCUCCUUACUGAAACGUAUACUCUUUUCUUAGCUUUUCUUUGAGGUUUUUUUGUUCAUCUUCCUUCCUUCAAUUGCAUUGUACUGUAUGCUUGCAUUUCAUGCCACUUGUAAGAUAGUUAAGAGAAUAAAAUCCAUGUGAUUUAGAAGCCUGAAACAGCUAAAUACACAGGUAAGCCAGCUUGCUUUCAUUGUUAAGUCAUUAUCAAUUAUAUCACAGUUUUAAAAUGAACCACUUGUUUAAAGGAAAAUGUAUUUGUUAUAUUUAUAUGCAACGGAAGAAACUCUCUUUACUCCAAAGCUUUUGAUGAAACUUGAAUAAAACUUUGUGAUAUUGUA
Messenger RNA from Lates calcarifer (barramundi perch), 2090 nucleotides. RefSeq names its product lysyl oxidase a (gene loxa). The record is from RefSeq and is a predicted model, not a curated record. Lineage: Eukaryota; Metazoa; Chordata; Actinopteri; Centropomidae. The transcript is spliced from 7 exons. Gene Ontology annotation, molecular function: copper ion binding; protein-lysine 6-oxidase activity. The coding region runs from base 249 to 1550 and encodes 433 amino acids. Gene Ontology annotation, biological process: peptidyl-lysine oxidation.